AUGAAUCAGAUCACAAUUCAAUGGGAUGUGGUAAUAGCUCUUUAUAUAUUCUUCAACUGGUGUCAUGGAGGAAUUACAAAUAUAAACUGCUCUGGACGCAUCUGGGUAGAACCAGCCACAAUUUUUAAGAUGGGUAUGAAUAUCUCUAUAUAUUGUCAAGCAGCAAUUAAGAACUGCCAACCAAGGAAACUUUAUUUUUAUAAAAAUGGCAUCAAAGAAAGAUUUCAGAUCAUAAGGGUUAAUAAAACAACAGCUCGCCUUUGGUAUAACAACUUUCUGGAGCCACAAGCCUUUGUGUACUGUACUGCUGAAUGUCCCGGAUAUUUUCAAGAGACACUGAUAUGUGGAAAAGACAUUUCUUCUGGAUAUCCACCAGAUGUCCCUGACAAAGUAACCUGUGUCAUUUAUGAAUAUUCAGGCAACAUGACUUGUACCUGGAACCCCGGGAAGCCCACCUACAUAGACACAAAGUAUGUGGUGUCCGUGAAGAGUGUAGAGACAGAAGAAGAGCAAGAAUAUCUCACUUCAAGUUAUAUUAACAUCUCCACUGAUUCACUGCAAGGUGGCAAAAAGUAUUUGGUUUGGGUCCAAGCUUCAAAUGUACUGGGCAUGGAGAAGUCGAAACAAGUGCAAAUUGACCUGGAUGAUAUAGUGAUACCUUCUGCAACCAUUAUUUCCAGGGCUGAGGAUAUAAAUACUACAGUGCCCCAAACCGUAAUCCACUGGAAUAGCCAAACAUCAGUUGAAAAGGUUUCCUGUGAAAUGAGAUACAAGGCUACAACCAACCAAACUUGGAACGUUAAAGAAUUUGACGCCAAUUUUACAUACAUGCAACAGUCAGAAUUCCACUUGCAGCCAAAUACUAAGUAUGUAUUUCAAGUAAGAUGUCAAGAAACAGGUAAAAGGUACUGGCAGCACUGGAGUCCACCCUUUUUUCAUAAAACUCCUGAAACAGUCCCCCAGGUCACACUGAAAUCAUACCAAUACGAUACGCAGAAUUCUAAGCUUCUACUUGCUUCCAUCUUUAAAGGACACCUUACUUCUGACAACAGGCAACAAGACAUUGGGCUUUUAUUGGGAAUGGUCUUCUUUGCCGUUAUGUUGUCAAUUCUUUCUUUGAUUGGGAUAUUUAACAGAUCGCUUCGAACUGGAAUUAAAAGAAGAAUCUUAUUGCUAAUACCAAAGUGGCUUUAUGAAGGUAUUCCUAAUAUGGAAAACAGUAAUGUUGUGAAAAUGCUACAGGAAAAAAGUGAAUUUAUGAAUAAUAAUUCCAGCGAACAGGUCCUAUAUGUUGAUCCAGUGAUUACAGAAAUAGAAAUCUUUCUUCCAGAAGAAAAACCCAUGGAAUACAAGAGGCAAAAGAAUACAGGAUCCCUGGAAACAAAGGACAGCCUGCGAAAGUCACUACUCGCCAACACUACAGUUGUGUAUAUUCCUGAUCUUAACACUGGGUACAAACCCCAGAUUUCAAAUUUUCUCACUGGGGGAGACCGUCUCAGCAAUAAUGGUGAAACCACUUCCUCAACUCUGGAACCACCAGCUGAUUCCUUAAACCUGGGAAUGAAUGCCAGGUUUAAAAAACAUCCUAAUUUCGCUUUUUCUGUCUCAAGUAUGAAUUCGCUAAGCAACACACUAUUUCUUGAAGAAUUAAGCCUCAUUUUAAAUCAAGGAGAAUGCAGUCCUCCAGACGUGGAAAAUCCAAUAGAGGGAGAAACCACCAUGCUUCUGGAAAAUGCAUCGCCAAAUGAAACUAUUCCAGAACAGACCCUGCUGCCUGAUGAAUUUGUCUCCUGUUUGGGGAGCAUGAAUGAGGAGUUACCAUCUAUUAAUUCUUAUUUUCCACAAAAUAUUUUGGAAAGCCACUUCAAUAGGAUUUCACUCUUAGAAAAGUAGAGCUGUGUAGUCAAAAGCUGCCUUGCUUCGGAAGAUGGCUCUCUCCCUCAACACAAAUUUAAUUGUCCCAUUUUUUUUAAUUGGAGAAUUAAGACCCAAAGAUGGAACAUACUUUAUGGUCACAAAAGCAGCAGCAAUAUUAGGGAUGCCUCCUAUAUUUUAAAAAAUGUAUCAACUAUAUCUUUGUAAGUUUUCUUCAUUACAAGGCACAAAACAGAUCUCUCUGUUGUAUGAAGGAUAAAUAAUACAAAAUAUGUGGUAGUGAAAUAACUGCUGAAAAUAGUUCUUUAAAAUAGAGUAUUAGUACUCACUUUCAAGAGGAAGAGCAAGUUUAAUUUUCAUUUUAUUACUUAGUGUUCUCUUCGAGUAGAUAAAAAUAUAGCCUACAAACAACAAAAUAGGUAAGGGAUGCAAACAGAGGAACAAUUAAUUACAUGUGUACUGUGUUGGGUUUUUUCCCCACUACUUUCUAUUCAGAUGUUAAGAAUUCGAUCUUCCUUGUUUUGAUUUUGGACUGAGAGAGCUGUAAAAGAGUGAUGUAUGGAAAUCGUGAGAUAGCAGUCUUCUUUCCAGUUAAGAGUGAUGGCAUUGUUCUCCUGUGGUGUAGCUGGUGUAUUAAUUACACUGUAGUAGAUUUAUCGAGGUAGAAGAUGCAGGAUCAACAAGGUGUAAUUAUUUCUUUAGUAUUAGAUAUGUCAGAAAAUUAUUCUUAAAACAGGUAUUUUUUCCAAAUCUUGGAUGGCAAUACUCGCCAUACCUGUCACUGCCCCGUAUCUUAUGUCUCCUGUAAACAUCACCAACUCAUCACCACGCACCAUUCUGCUGAGCCCUAAGGUGGCCUCAGAAGCCUCUCAACACAGUGCUCCUGAUGGCCGCAGUCAGUAAAGGCUGGGACUAAGGAUGAACUCCAUCUUCCAACCAGAUCAAUAUUGGAAGUGGGUGAUCUUAAAAAUAUAAAAUGCAUAUUUUAAUCUGAGAAGUGGUACCUAGCUGAUUUCUCUAUUAUGAUUAAUUUUUACAUCAAGGGGAAAUUUUCUCUAAUGAUCAGAACAAUUUUAAAAUUGAUUACCCAUUGAAUUUUUCUUCCUCUUCUAACAGUUGUCAGCAACAAUUUAUAUUCAGAUUAAAUAGUUUAAUUUUAUUAUAACAAAGCAGUUAAUCAAAACAGGACCAGUUGUUAGCACAUGAGCAAGCUAUUGACUUUUGAGGAAAAAAAAAAACCCAAAAGCGGUUUUGUUGUCAUUAAAUGUACCCAUGAGGAGGAUGACCAUACAUCGUGGUUUAUCCUGGUUUUUGUCUGUUGUCCCAGUGUUAAUUAUGGCCAGUGUGCCUUGUGCCUUUUCCCUCUCAGAGGCAUCCCUUUGGGUGAUAAAUCAUUUGGUCACUCUAUCUAGAAAGACUGUUAAAUGUCCAACAUAUAAAUAAUUUAUCACAAUUUAUCUCUUUUUUUUUUGACAAUUAUUUUACUUUCUAUCAUUUACUAAAGCCAUUGUGCUCCAAAAUGAACAUUACUAUUAGUGUAAAAUAUGUACCUCCUGCUGUGAAAUUCUAUUCUAUUUACACUGAAAUAUGUAUAUAUUUGUUAUACUUUACAUAUUCUGAAAGGUGUAUAUUUUAAAUCACUAAUGAAAUGCUAAUAUUAAAUUGCCUUUACGUUAUUUUUAUCCAAAGGGAGAAUAUAAUGAAGCAAAGAGGCAGAUAGUAUUUGAGAUAGAAACAACAAAAGACCAAGAUGCAUCUUUGAUGUUUACCAAUCUGCUAAAGAUAUCUGUUAACAAGUAAAGAAUAUUUUCAUAGUGUAUUUUAGUAUAAUUGUAACCUGCCACACAUCAAAAACUUUUGUCAAGCUUAAAGGAUUGCAGCAUUAUUUGAUCUUCUGAGUGUGUUUUCAAGGCAGUCAAUGCCUCCUUUAGAACAUCUCCUUCUUGCCCCCUGGAGCAGGAAGGGGCGCUGCUUUCUCUUCCUAUGGUGUCUUCCCCACAUCCACAUCACAUUAAGCAUGGAGAAGACACUUUUAGUUCCCUCCAUGCCAUUGGCCCUUGUUGGUCCCAAUGGACUAAAAACUGAGGCCAUACCUAUAACCAGAGCAAUGUGCCUGCCAUUGUCCCAACUCAGGGAGAAUUUCAACUGCUUCAUCACAGUGCAGCCUUGCUAAGUGGCAAAGGGUUUUCUUUCUAUGAUUCUUUAUUUAACAAGUAUUCACUGAAGUGUCGAAUGCCCCUACUAUGUGUAAGGCACUUUGAACUGAUAUAGAUGUUAACAAAACCAGCCAGAUCCCUGCAGCCUUGGAGCUUAUAUUCUAGAAGCAAGAAGCAGAUAACAUAUGGAAUCAAACAACUGCUCUUCAGGGAGUUUUUGGUGGAGAAGGGGUGAGGAUAGGAGAUAGAGAGAGGCAGGAAAAAAUAAAGGAAAAAGCCAGAUAAUGAGUGCCAUGUAGAGAGGUAAAAUGGGAUAAUGUGAUAGACAGGGACUUGGUGGCCACUUUGUGCUGGGCAGUCAGGGAAGGUGUCUCCCAGGAGGGGACCUGGGAGAGGUCUGCAAUCUGAAUUGCAGGUAGGAGCUACAUGUGAGAAUCAGCUUGCCACUGAUACGUCUCCUUUAUAGACGAAUUCUCCAGUAGCUAAUGUCUCUACUUCUUUCCCUCCUGGACAAGUUGCCCCUAAUCCCAGUCCUCUGCCACCUUUCACUUCCUCAGCCAGAAUUUUCUGUAGCUUUAGGGGACAAGUUUGUAUCUUUUCACCUUUCCAUCUAGCCCUUGGGCUUAUUAUUAACUUUCUCUGAGUCUCACAAUCUUUUUAAGCCGCUGCUUCCUAAAUGAACGUGUCAUGCUUAUUGGUGUGGGUUGAGGAGGAAAAAGAAAGGGAGAGAAAAAGCCCCUCGAGAUAUCACUGAGAGAAAAGAAGGGGAGAGAAAUAUAAAGAAAGAAAUGUAGGUUAAUAUACAGUGAAGCUGAAGCAAAAUGGAACGCCUUGGUUCUGGACAACACUGGAGCUGAUUAAGGGACAACCAAUUUUCUCCUGUUCUUAUAUCUUCUUUGCCCCCUACCUCCGUUUUCUUACAAAGAAACAAUACGGGGAGGAAUUGAAGUACAAUUUGGGGGUAUCUUCUUGGUUUAUGUGUGUGUGUGUUUUAACCUUUUUUAAAUUAGGAAUUUAUUUUUGCAAGAGUUAGAAAUAAUAUUGAUCUAUAAGAGGGCUUUAGGGCUUCCCUGGUGGCGCGAUAGUUAAGAAUCUGCCUGCCAAUGCAGGGAACACAGAUUCAAUCCCUGGGCCAGAAGAUCCCACAUGUCGUGGAGCAACUAAGCCCCUGUGCCACAACUACUGAGCCUGUGCUCUAGAGCCCGUGAGCCACAACUAUUGAGCCCACGUGCUGCAACUACUGAAGCCCAUGGGCCUAGAGCCUGCACUCUGCAGCAAGAGAAGCCACCGCAAUGAGAAGCCUGCACACCACAAUGAAGAGUAGCCCCCAUUUGCUGCAACUAGGGCAAGCCCACACGCAGCAACGAAGACCCAACACAGCCAAUAAAUAAAUAAAUAGAUAAAUAAAUAAUAAAUAAAUUUAUUUUUUAAAAAAAGAGGGCUUUAGAGUUCUAACAUGAGGUUCUUGGGUAACGUGGGUUGUUGUUUGGCCCUCCUGGUUCAGUCAGAAGGUGUUCCCAGCUUCUUUUCUUUCCUUAUAUUUUUAGUCCCUUUGACAUAGAGGCAGCCAUGACUAUGGCAUAGGGCAGAGGUUUUCAAAAAUCAAUUUUAGCGACUGAUCCCCUUUCUCCAAAUGAAAUUUGUUGCAGAAGCCCCAAGUAUAAAACAAGUGAAAGCAAAUCUUCUGUUGAAACACAGGGUGAAGUUCAUGACUAUCCCUGCUACCUCUCCUCCGUAGCUGCUGCUGAAGCCGCCUAUCCGUCCACGCAGUAUGAAAACCCAAGGCUGGGGAAUCUCUAGUCCACACCUGGGUGAUCUGGGUCCUAGCCUAGCCUUGAGAAGCCUGCACCGCAGGAUUGUACUAAACUCUCCAUCUCAGCCACAAGGCUGCCACCCAGGCAAAGUGGACUGAACUCCCUCGAACCUCCCUACACUCUAAAUGACUCUGUAUAAAGCUUUCUCUCGGAGACUGCUAAUAGAGGUGGUACUAUAUGCAAUGAUUAACUUGUUUCUCUCUAAUUACUUCAUCAUAAAUGUCUGGGUUUUGUUCAAGUUUAUGUUCUUUUUGUGAUCGCUAAGAAUAAAAUAUUGUGUUGUGAAUAUAAUUAGAUUUUAUGAACCCAAAGACUGCCAAAUUGCGCUGCAGUUUCUCUCUUUAUGAAGUAAUUAUACCAAUUAUAGAAAGUGAUGUUUUAAUAGAAAACGUUACCCACUUGGCAGACACUAUUGAUUUAAAAUAAAAGAAGUGAUUAAAAACAAUUUAUGGAACUCUCUUGGGUAAAAGCAUGAAACCAAUAUAAAAUAAUUGGAUUCUGAUUCAUGGAGUGGAUUGUGUGCAGCUU
Hippopotamus amphibius kiboko is the source of this 6373-nucleotide messenger RNA. RefSeq names its product interleukin 23 receptor (gene IL23R). The coding region runs from base 1 to 1893 and encodes 630 amino acids. The record is from RefSeq and is a predicted model, not a curated record. Gene Ontology annotation, cellular component: external side of plasma membrane. Gene Ontology annotation, biological process: cytokine-mediated signaling pathway. Gene Ontology annotation, molecular function: protein binding; cytokine receptor activity. NCBI's taxonomy places the organism in Eukaryota, Metazoa, Chordata, Mammalia, Artiodactyla, Hippopotamidae. The transcript has 10 exons.